Messenger RNA from Neltuma alba, 2077 nucleotides. Its product is annotated as dynamin-related protein 1C-like. The coding region runs from base 1 to 1863 and encodes 620 amino acids. Gene Ontology annotation, cellular component: cytoplasm; microtubule; membrane. The record is from RefSeq and is a predicted model, not a curated record. NCBI's taxonomy places the organism in Eukaryota, Viridiplantae, Streptophyta, Magnoliopsida, Fabales, Fabaceae. Gene Ontology annotation, molecular function: GTPase activity; microtubule binding; GTP binding. The transcript has 16 exons.
AUGGCGACUAUGACGAGCUUGAUCGGGUUAAUCAAUAAGAUUCAACGGGCGUGUACAAUUUUAGGCGACCAUGGCGGCGAGGGAUUGUCCCUCUGGGAGGCUCUUCCCUCGGUGGCUGUGGUCGGAGGUCAGAGCUCAGGGAAAUCAUCUGUGUUGGAAAGUGUGGUCGGAAGGGAUUUUCUGCCUCGAGGGUCUGGCAUUGUCACAAGGAGGCCAUUAGUGCUUCAGCUUCAUAAGACCGAAGAAGGGCAGCAAGAAUAUGCCGAGUUUCUCCAUGCACCAAGAAAGAGAUUUACUGACUUUGCUGCUGUGAGGAAGGAAAUAUCAGAUGAAACAGAUCGUAUAACUGGGAAGACAAAGCAAAUAUCAAAUGUUCCAAUUCAUCUCAGCAUAUAUUCUCCAAAUGUUGUAAACUUAACCCUCAUAGAUCUUCCUGGAUUGACGAAGGUUGCAGUAGAGGGACAAUCAGAAACUAUAGUUGAAGACAUUGAAAAUAUGGUCCGUUCCUAUGUUGAGAAGCCAAACUGCAUCAUAUUGGCUAUUUCUCCAGCAAACCAAGAUAUUGCCACUUCAGAUGCCAUAAAACUUGCUAAAGAAGUUGAUCCUUCAGGGGAAAGAACAUUUGGAGUGUUGACUAAACUGGAUCUUAUGGAUAAAGGAACCAACGCCGCUGAUGUUCUUGAAGGAAGGCAAUACAGGCUGCAGCAUCCAUGGGUUGGAAUUGUCAACCGCUCACAAGCUGAUAUCAAUAAAAAUGUUGACAUGAUUGUUGCUCGUAAGAAGGAACGUGAAUAUUUCGAGACAAGCCCUGAAUAUGGACAUCUGGCUCAUAAAAUGGGCUCAGAAUAUCUUGCUAAACUCUUAUCCCAGCAUUUGGAGAUUGUUAUCAGGCAGAAGAUUCCCAGUAUCAUUGCCUUAAUAAACAAGACCAUUGAUGAACUUAAUGCAGAGUUGGACCGCAUUGGCAGGCCAAUCUCUGUAGAUUCCGGGGCCCAACUAUACACGAUUUUAGAAAUGUGUCGCGCAUUUGACAAAGUGUUCAGAGAGCACCUCGAAGGAGGGCGUCCUGGUGGGGAUCGGAUAAAUGGAGUUUUCGACCACCAACUGCCAGCUGCUUUGAAAAAGCUUCCAUUUGAUCGUCAUCUAACCUUAAAUAAUGUACAGAGAGUUGUCACAGAAGCUGAUGGAUAUCAGCCCCAUCUGAUUGCGCCAGAGCAAGGGUACAGAAGACUUAUUGAAGGAUCUAUCAGUUAUUUCAAAGGCCCCGCUGAAGCUUCUGUGGAUGCUGUUCACUUCAUUCUAAAGGAGCUCGUACGGAAGUCGAUUUCAGAAACUGAGGAAUUGAAAAGAUUUCCAACCCUUCAGUCUGACAUAGCUGCUUCUGCUAAUGAAUCAUUGGAAAGAUUUCGAGAUGAAAGCAGGAAGACAGUUCUACGGCUGGUUGAUAUGGAGGCUAGCUACAUAACAGUGGAGUUCUUCCGUAAGAUUAAUGAUGAACCAAAUCGAACUGGUCCAAAUGCCGAAAAAGAGAAGGAAAAGGAAAAAAGAAAGGACAAGUUCCUUGACAAUUUCUCGGACAAUCACCUCAGGAAGAUAGCAUCAAAUGUUAGCUCGUACAUCCAAAUGAUUCUUGAUACACUAAAAAAUUCGAUACCAAAGGCUGUGGUUUAUUGUCAAGUUAGAGAGGCCAGGAGAUCAUUGCUUAACCAGUUUUAUGUUCAAGUUGGGAAGAGAGAGAAGGAGCAAUUGAGUGCUAUGUUGGAUGAAGAUCCAGUGCUUAUGGAAAAGAGGGUGCAGAUUGCAAAAAGGCUUGAAUUGUACAAGCAAGCCAGAGAUGAUAUUGAUGCUGUGGCUUGGAAAUGAUAAAGAUCCCACACUACUUAAUAGUUGCAGAGAGUUCAGUUUUGCUUCGUCAAUCCUACAAGAAUCAUUUAUCAGUCAUGCCUUUCUUUUUCUAUGCUUAGAUCUUGUAAAUCCAAGUUGUUGGUUGGGCAAGACUUGAACAAGAUUCCCUUUUGUUAUCACGCUUGUUGCCAAAAUCAGAUAUUAACACGUAAAUCUCUUGCUACAUUACAAA